Molecule: messenger RNA, 8400 nt
Organism: Gavialis gangeticus (Gharial)
Lineage: Eukaryota; Metazoa; Chordata; Crocodylia; Gavialidae
Gene: PPP1R12B
Product: protein phosphatase 1 regulatory subunit 12B
Exons: 12
Coding region: 627-1745 (372 amino acids)
Biological process (GO): signal transduction
Cellular component (GO): A band; Z disc; cytoplasm
Molecular function (GO): enzyme inhibitor activity; phosphatase regulator activity; protein kinase binding
Source: RefSeq, a predicted model, not a curated record
CCUUUUAAAAAUCUACCUACUUUUGCAUAUGCAUGAUCUUUAGUUACAUGAACAAAUCCUAGUUGUCAAAUAUAAGAUGACACUUUUCUCUAGUGUUUAUAGAUCCAAAUGUUGGAACAUUUUAUGGCUUUAUUUGUAAACUAAAACUGCUUUGAAAUGGUCUGGAUUACUGUCAGCUUCAGAUUUUCUCUUUUAUUAGUGUUUUACUGGUAUGUACAUUAAUCAUUGAAUUCAAAAUCCUGAAGUAUUUAGCUGUAUAACUCCAGUUGAUUUCAGUAAUGAGGUACUAAAUUAACAACCUACUUCAGCUAUAAACUGAGGGCAUACAUAUAUUUUACUGCUGUUUUGUAUUUGCAUUUUUUAGAAGCUUCUGGGUACUAUGCACAGCAUUAGAUGCUCUACUUGGGCCAUGGGCUGUAGCAAUUAUAUGCACGCUGGUUGAUUUCCCAAAUACUUGAUUGCUGAGAUUGUAUCUUCAUGUAUUGCACAUAAGAAGGCGGGUCAAUGUUCAGGUUGCAUGUGCAGCUGUGACUUUGUCACUUUGUGGUCUGACUAAAUCUCUAACUCUGUGACUUACUUUUCUCAACAAUUCGGAAUGAAAUGUCCAGUGUCAGGAGACAUGUUUAAUGACUGGGACAUAUCAUACAUACGACAUAUCUUCCACAGAUUUACUGGCCAGGUCAUAUCUGACCCCUGUGCGGGAUGAGGAAGCUGAGUCUCUAAGGAAGGCACGAUCCAGACAGGCCCGACAGACGCGCAGGUCUACACAGGGUGUGACGCUCACAGAUCUUCAGGAGGCAGAAAGAACUUUCAGCCGAUCUCGAGCAGAGCGGCAAGCUCAAGAACAGCAGAGUGAGAAAUCUGAAAGCACUGAAACAACUGAGAACGGAAGUGAGAGACAAGUGGAGGCCCGGCCCCGGUGGAGCAAAAACCUAGAUGAGGAGCCUGUCUAUCGACGAUUAAGGUGUCCUAUACAACCAGACAAACCCCCAGCACCAGUAUCUCCAUCUACAGCUGCCCCUCUUCUUUAUACAACUUCUUACCUGGCUCGGACACACAAACCUCUAGGCUCUGACUCUGAGAACCCAGCAGACUUCCAAAACACAGCCAUGGAGAUGGAAAAAAAUGAGUGUGAAGAUCAAGAUUUAGAUGAUAGAUCUCCAAACAAGCAGUCAAUUCGAGACAGGCGGCGGCCAAAGGAGAGGCGAAGAGGCACUGGCAUCAUUUUCUGGACAAAAGAUGAUGAUGAGGUUGAUGGUAAUGAGGAAAAAAAAGAGACUCGGCAUGAAAGACUUUCCAGGUUGGAACUGGCAGGUACAAACCCUACCACCAGUGACUCCUACAGCGAUCGUGCCUCCAGCCGCUCCAGCGCCUACACCCGGAGAGAGAACCGCUUGGCCUCUCUCAGCGCCAGAACAGAAGACGAGAGUAACAGGGACUAUAAAAAGCUCUAUGAAAGUGCCCUGUCUGAAAACCAGAAGUUGAAAUCAAAACUGCAGGAAGCCCAGUUGGAGCUGGCUGACAUCAAAUCAAAAUUAGAAAAAGCAACCCAGCAGAAACAGGAAAAAACCUCUGACCGAUCGAGUAUGAUGGAGAUGGAGAAAAGGGAGAAGCGAGCCCUUGAGCGGAGACUCUCUGAAAUGGAGGAGGAGGUGAAGGUUUUAACGGAGCUGAAGUCAGAUAAUCAAAGGCUGAAAGAUGAAAAUGGAGCGCUCAUCCGUGUCAUCAGCAAACUCUCCAAAUAGGAAAUUUGAUCAAAGGAAGGAGGAGGGGGUGUCUCUGCACAAGCUGCCAACCCUGCCACCAACCCCUUCAACACCUCUUGCCCUCCAAGCAGAAGUACUGCAAGCAUUGCAGAUAUGGGAUCAACUUGUCACCUCCCUCUGCUCCUCCCACCACUGUACAUUCCCUCAUUGCCCCCUAAAGGCACCCCCAGCUGUUUUACUAUUUUUAAUUUAAGCAUGUUGUGAUAUCUUGGGCAUUUUAUUCAAGAGGGAGAAAAACCUGAGGAUUAGGUUUGAGCGGUCAAGACUCGGCUUGUGGCAUGAAGUCGUGUUCAAAGGUGACUCCAGUCUGGAGUAAAGAAUCAAUCUACUGUAAUAAACAAUGCAGAAAUGAAUAGGGAAGUGAUCCAGCAUGCCCAAGCCCUUUUUAGGUGGUUGGGGGGUGGGGGUGGGAAGCAUGAGCAAGAGCACUGAAGUGUCAGCCUCCCCACUGGUGUUUGGGAAUCUGGUUAAAUGGUGAUGCUGUGAAAGCCAUGAGGGCUCAUUUCUGUGACAGACUGACAACAGCUGCUUUGCACAGAGAAUCUGUUCUCUUCCUGUUUGAGUAGCUGAGUCUCUCCUUAUUUAAUGUAAGAUUUUAAAUCAUUUUGGUAACUUCAUUUCUAAACCCUGCCUUUUGGAUCCCUCUUUCCCUGCCAAACCUGUGCAGCCUGGGUGGUGAUGAUGCAUCACUCUGUACUCCUUCCAGGAUAACUGUCUCAGUUACUGUCCAGGUAAUGGCAUUGCUAAUUAAAUCUUGACCCUUGCCUUUCGGGAUAGGAUUUAUCACUGGUAAAAGCCUCCAAAAGAGAAGCUGGGUCAGUAGAGAUCACCUGCUAUAUUUACAUGUGUAUGUAACAUCUGAGUGUGAAUAUCCAUACAGUGAGGUAUGCAAAUACAAGUAAGCAGUCCCUUUUUUCCAAGAGCAACAUGGAGCAUUUCUCUACUAACCUACUAUGAGAGGAGCACACUAAGCAGAUCUUUCAUGUCACUGUCAGCAGGCGCAAAAGCAAAUGAAAAUGCAGCAGUAGUCUGAGUUGGGCUUAAAGGGAGUUAGGUGGGAGAAGAGAUGUGUGCAGGGGAGGUAUCAAGAGGAUGGUGGAAGCUCCUGACACAGCUGUUUCCAGCUGCCUGAAACAGUGACCAAUUGUCCUGCUGCAUAUCAUGGAAGGGUAUAAUUAUAUUUAUUUAAUAGGAGCAAGAAUGAGUCUGUGCUCAGUGCAUACUGGUAACUGAAUCUGUGGAGUGAUUUUUUUAUUGCUGGAAGCUAGUAACUGGAUUUGACCUUGAUGGAAAACCUCAAAGGGCUCUUUCAUGUUAGAAGUACUUAAAACAGAUUGAAAGUGUUCUCUCUCGUGGGCAUUCAGAAAGCAGCUCCUCCAGAUGCUGGAUGCUUUUGAUUCUUAGCUUUUCUUGGAAGCUGGGUUAUAACAAGUCAACACGUUUGCUGAGCUUUGCGUAGAAGGGCUUCUUGCAAAGGCACACUCUGCCAGUGCUAGGGCAGUUGUAGCACUUUUCUGUAUCCAGGCCAUGUGCUUUUUGACUGACUUCCAGCUUUUUCCUUCUUACUUCCACACGUUCCAGUUCUCUUCCAAAGUUUGUUCUCAGACUUCAGUAGCUGUUGGUUUCAGAUGGUUUCUUCUAGUCUCCUCCAUUGUAUAUUUUGUAUCAGAACUUUUUCCAACUUCGUCUACUUUGCGUUACGUCUACACGCUUUCUGCUGAACACAACUAAACCAGACUUACCGUGGUCUCUGUUUGGGCCCCCACUUGGUUGUCCAAGUAGUCACUUGUGCUUCAGAAGAGAGAUUUUUUUUUUUCUUUUUAUACUCUGAGAAAUUCCCUCUGCAACACGGAUCUGGGAAAGAAGGGGCCAAAUUAUAGCAUUCGCAUCUUCUACAAUGCACUGGCUCCAGCAAGCACCUAGCCUUUCCUUGUAUUCCUUCUAAGAAUUGAGAGCCUUGGGAAUUGAAAUGAGUCAAUGCUUGUAGCCUCAUACUUCACCUACAUGCUGCUGUCUUUGUGUAAGUACUUGCUCUAUGUCUUUCAUCUUGUGGUCCACUUCUUUUGGAUGCUCCUCACUUCAGAUUUGAAUAUCUCUUGAGUCUGGAUAUGUCAAGAGUCUGGUCACUUCCUAUGUUGUAUAGGUUUCAUGCCUGUCAGAAGCCACUGAUAUUGGUGUGAAGGAUGUUUUCCAUCUGAUAUGCUAGUAUGUAAGCAUCUGAUCAGCACACAUCCUCCUGUAGGAGGGUCGGGAUCUCAAAUUGUUAAUCACUCUUCUUUUGACGAGAAGAGUGCCAAGAAGUAUGGAAAAUCCUGAGGUAUCUAGCCCCUUCUGCAGUAUUCAUUCUGCACUAGGAUUUUAGCUACUAUCUACUUGGAGCAUUACAUAACACUGUAGGUUGAAGGAAUAUCUCCUUAGCAUAUUUGCUCCUCAAGAAAAACCUGUAAAGGAUAAUAAGGGAUGCAAAAAGCAUGGUUCUCCUAUGUUAACAUGUGAAGCCAAGACACUUUCAGUUAAGUGUCUGUUUAGCACUGGGUUUUACCAUCCUAAUGUCUGGGGGUGGAACUUGCAUCAGUAGCUUAGCUCCGUUGAGUAGCCAGAACUGUGAGUAUUUUAUUGUUGCACAGUGCUGAUGAAAACCAACUUCUUCAGAGUUCCUUGGGUCUAACAAACCGCUCCUGAUUUUACUAUUGGAUUAAAGAGAAAAGGUGCAGGACACCUGGCUUUCUAUACUCAAGACUUUCAGUGGUGAAAAGCAGUUGUUUUUAAAAAAAAUAUCUAUUUUAAUCAUAACAUCAUCUCUUGGAAAGAACUAAAACCUUGUUCCAAGCAAUUGCUUGGGGACCCAUUUUUAUCCAAAGAACUUAUUGCAGCUGCAAGAGAUAAAUAGUUUUAAUAUGCUUAAUUUAUAGAGCAUGUCCUCCUGAUAAGUUAAGGAUCAUUUCUCCAAAAUUGGUAGAAUUCAGGGCAAUUUUUUUCCUUUUUUCCUCUACUGGGUAACAUAGUUCCAUUUUGGUAUGUGAAGGCUCAACUUUUAGCCUCCUAGGAGAUCAUACGAUAUACAAAGAUGACAUAGUUUCAGUGAUUCCUAGAAUUGUCAGUCAGACUCUAUAAGGAGGGAAACAUGGAAGUCAGGGUGUCAGUGUGCAUGCACAUGUGUGCAGCACACACACAGGAACUGUGAAGAUUACAGGGUCUGUAUGUAAAAAAAAAAAUCUGUCAAAUCAAGAAAGAAGCCCUUUGCUUUUUUACAACUACUUUCCUACCCAUACGAGGUUAACAUCAAAGCUGUACUUUAGAAAUGCUCUUGCACCUCUUAAGUGCUUGCUGAUCUUUUCUCUUCGUAGUCUCCUGCUGUAGGGUUAAACCAUGUCACCUUUGACUGACUUUAUGGUAAGGGUAACAAAGGGCCACAAACACUAACUCAGAAUGAGGAAGAAAUGUUUUUUAGUGUGGACUUGGUUUCAGGUUCGUUGCUCAAAUUGUGAAAUGAGUUGUUGAGAUGGGAACAGGUCUGUUUGGUAUGGGUGAAGCUGAAGGCUUGCUAAGAGAUGCAUCGCAGUUGUCAGAGCUUACAAAAAUAUGCUCUGCAUACAGGGAAUGUCUUGCAAGCUGUCAUAGUAGGAAGGUGCAUCUAUGUGAUGAGCUCAAUUGGCUGGAGAUUAAACUGACUUCUCUCGCAUUAAACUAAACGUUAAUGGGCUAGAGGUAAUAAUGGAUUUACCUCUGAAAAGUAAAAGAAAGGGCUUUUUAAAGAAAUGGAGGCAGAGCUGAGACAUCUGUAUAGGACUGAUAUUCAGUGUGACUAGGGUUCUGUUGCACAAAAUAACUGAAGAUUUUAUCUUGGGAAUGUGAGGCAGUAGUGAGAGCUACUCACUAUCAAUAUUGAUCCACUGUCAGUUGAAUUAGUUGCUCAUUAGUCUAGAGAACAGGCAAGCCAUGCUUCAGUCAUUCAGAGAGCAGCCUAUCUGCAGCAGUGCCUAUUUUUAUAAGUGUAGUGUGUGAGACAGAGUUUUGACCCUCAGUAAGUCAGCCAUGCAGAUUUUGGAUUGGUUAUUAUGUCUUUGAUAUAACUGUAUAGCACUUCCUUUGCACUGUUAAGUGCUUCAGGGUUUUUUGCUGUCAGUAGGGGCUUUCAUCACCAAGGCCAUCAAUCAUGGUAAUACUAUAGGAUAUGGCCCUAAUUACCAAUAAGUCAUUGAUAAAGUGCAUGCAACUCAGUGAUUGUACUAGGUUUUUAAACUGUGGUGUUUCCAUUGAUAAAAGGUUAGUUUGGUCCUAAUCUUAUUUGAAGGGACCUGAUUUGAAAGGAUUUGUGUGUCUUGUAAAUGUCUCAGAAGAAAAGAUAACCUCUUGGGCAAAUUCAGCUAAUCCAGUGUAGUGAACGAAUGUGUUUGAGUGUUGCUGGCAGGAAGCAACUUAGAUUGUUUUCAAAGCUGUUUUUAAAUUAAAAAAAAAAAGAAAAACAAAACAUGACUCAAUCUAUAACAGUCUUCUGCAGAGGAACAGAUUGUUCAGACCUGAUCCUGUCCAUCAAGCUUAGGUCCAAGGAAGCUCGCAAGAACUUCACCGUAUUAUUUGCCUAGGGUAGGCUGAAAAGACUGUGUCACUGCUAGAAUGUACUCCUUGCUAUCAGUCCUACCCAAGAUGAGUGGGACUGAUAACCUCAGCUUGCAUCUUUGUCCUUUCUGGGGCUUGUUUCAUUGAUUCAUCAGUGAGGUGAGGCUUCUAGCCUCCAAAGACAAUGGAGUCCCAGAACACAUUUUGAAAUACCAGUCGUUUUUACAUACGCUUCAAGGCUUGCGGUCCUCUCUUGUUAUCUUCCCUCCACAGUUCCUUGGGCACUUGCAGGCAUUUUGGGUUAUUUAGGUACUUCCUAUGCUACUUUAUCUCCCAUGUAUUCAUAGCACUUACAUUUCCUCUUGUCUUCUCUGAAUGAACAGACAGCUCAUGGAUUGUAAGAGGCUGCUGCUAGGACAAACAGCGAAUUUGCAGGAAGUUGGUAAGGGCAUUGUUUCCAUGACCUUCCUUGAAAAUCUAAAACUAGGUGUGGGAUCCUUCUAACACCAAAUGGAACUGAGAGCUGGUUAGGAAAAUGUGCCCCUUUGGAAGAGGAGUCUGUUGUCCUAUAUAGUCCUUCUCUUCCGUAGACCCGUGAACAUUGGAACAUAGGAUUCCCUAGCAAUAGCCUGCUGAAGAAAUGCCCCCCUUUGCUAGAAAAUGAUCACACCAAAAAAAGAAGCACCUGUUCUGUUGCCUAGACUUGGCCACAGCUCAUUUUUGGAGGAGGAGGAAGCUGGCUGGAGUUUCCAGACUAGAGUCAUCCUGGAGUAAACAGGCCUGGUAGCACCUGAUUGCUCCUGGUCAAUGGAAGCUGUCUGCCAGCAACGCACUUAUGUGGCCAUUCAUGAGAAUGAUUAUUAGUGCUGAACUGUAGGCACUUCUCCCAAAGCAAGGGAACAGUGACAUUUCACUAGUGACAGCUGCAAUCUGAGGCAGGAGGUCUGGUGCAGCUGUUCUACAUUGCUUGCUUUCAUGCUUGUACAUGUUGCUGUAGAUUCCCUUUUUCCACACAUUCAUCUUGGUUAUUCCUUUUUCAGUCAGAUUGUUAUCAUGCCGCCCUACCAGAAACACAGAACAGUUGUUAAAUUUAAGUUUGAAUCCUUGUAUCUUCUUUAGUUGCUAUCUUCAAAGAUAGUUGUUGUAGGAAGUCAGGUAGGUUUUAGGUCAGGAGCAAAAUGUGUUUUAAAGGUCUUGGAAAGUGUUGGUGUUUCUGGUAUGGAGCAAGUCCACAAUUUCAUUUUUCUGAGGAGCUGUUGAGGUCACUCCAGGGCCUGUAGUUCAAUCCCUGUCCUCUACGAGACUCUCCUGGAGUCACCAGCUCCGGCAGCAUUCCACAGAGAGCUCGAAGGCUGUGCCUGACAUUCGACCAGCCCUGGGGUCAGUGCUUCCUUCUCCCUCUCUUUCUCCUGAAAACAGAUUUCUCAUUUCUGCUUGGGGUGGGUAUUGGUUACUUCAGGGCUGUCCAACUCCUGGGCAGCCAGGGGCUGCACACACUACACGCUGCAGAUCCAGGGGUCACAGGCCACACAGGCAAGUAGUCCCCACCCUUGGCUCCACCCUGUCUUGUGCGCAGCCCUUCUACUCUCGCCCCCAGCUAGAAAAAACAAAAAGCUGCUUUGGUGCUUCAGAGAGUACCUGGGGCAACAAUCUGGAUGCAGCAGAGCAAAGUUGCCCUGUUUCCCCUUGCUUUUCAUAGGAAAUGCAGACUCUUUCCAGGAAAUGCCCUUACAUCUUGAUUGCUAAUCUUGGAAGAGAUGGAUUGACUCUGCUGGUGGUGUCCCACCUCUCCAAGCAGUAAGUAUGCUGUACUUACCUGGUUUAAGGAGUUUCAUGGCUCUUUGUAAAUACACAACUCAGAGAAAGCAGGACUAGCUUAUGAAAUGGGGGGGAAGAAUGUAUUUUUAUGCAACUUUGAGUGGCCUUUCAAACCCCGAGAUGAAUGAUUUGUUUUACUGGGUGUUGUUAUAUAGUUAUAAGUAUUAUGUGUUUGAAAGUUUGGGAAUAAUAUUCACAUCUAUAUGAUGCUUGUAAACACAACAGUAUUUAUAAAUGAAUAAAACAAAACUGUGUU